CGCCCCUGAUCAGGUGUUAAAGUGCAUCAUAUGGAUUUUGGACUCUAAGCCUAAUGGAUUUCAAAGAUCUUAUAAACUUACUUUAUAGUAUACAAUAAUGUUGUGAAGUUUGUCAAGUCAUAUCAACAUGUGUAGUAUCAGUAAUUGUUUGUAUUUCUUUAUUGCACUGGGCAUAAUGGCCUCUAGAAUCAUUGACCGUUUUUUAUAAGCGUGAUGAUCAUGUGAUGAUAUAACAGCCUCUAUAAAUAUUUGAUCUUUUUUGUCCAAAUUCUUAUUUGCAGUCAGUUGAAUUUCAUAUGGGGCACUUCAAUACAUGUUCUGAGUUUCUUUAAAUCAUGUAAGUGGUGCUGCGCUGUAUUUUAAGUCACACUCCAAGCUGUGAAUACGCGGCGCCAUGUCGGGGAAACCUCAGAGACAGAGUCGAACGAUCUUGUGGUGCGUUCCCCGAUCUGUCUCCACGGCCUUAGCACGCUGCCUCGGUGCCAUCGAAGACAUUCAGAUAUGGUUCGAACCAUUCUGCUACUGUUACAUAGCCAAGGUGGAGUUCGAGCGAAUCGCCGGCAGGGUCUUGCCCGAGGACUAUCAGGGAAACGAGCAGACCUUCCUGGAGGCCUCGAGAAUUCUUCAGAAGUUGACAGCAGCAAAUUUCAAACCCGACUUUUUAUCGUAUCCGUCAAUCAAACGAAAGUUAGAAAAAGCUGACAGUCCCCAUGUUUUUGUGAAAGAGAUCCCGAACGGCUGCGUCGACGAAUUACGUCAUCUCCCUCGCGGUUACCGCCACGCCUUCUUGAUACGUCACCCUCUUCGGACAAUCUCGUCUUUUCGGACAUCCGUCUUCCACCAUCUGCUAGGUCAGGGAAAGCUCCAUGGUGAGGCUGCAGAUGAAGCGACCUUUGACCUCGUCAAACACAAUCCCUACUACGCUUCCGGCUACCACUUCAAAGAGAUCCACACCAUCUGGAAGUUUGUGCGGGAGAAUACCGAUUGCUCCCCGAUCGUCAUCGACGGUGACGAUUUGUUAGCGAACCCUUCCGGAUUACUGCCGAAGUUUUGCCGAGCCGUGGGACUUCCAUACGAUGAUGGUCUUCUGAACUUUGACCCGUCGAUCGAAUCGCUUAAUUCCUGGGUCACGGGGGCUGAUGAUAUGCUCAUGAAUAUUGUUAAUUUUUAUAAAGUUGCCAUGACGAAAACCCACUUUCUAUCAGCUAGAGAGAUGCCAAGACGUGAUCAGGUGACCCAUGACGUCAUCAGAUGUGUUGAUGAGGUCAUACCGCUCUACACCGAAAUGUAUGAAACGAGAAUCAAACUGCCUUAAAAAUUGUUGUAGUAGUUGGAUAUUGCAAUGUUCACAUAUGAAAUGUCAUUUCCUGUGUAUUACUUCAUCACAUUCAUGGGUUGAGGAUCUAGGUCAUUGUCAUGCAAAACGUCGGAACUUAUCAUCAUUUACUUUUCCCAGGCAUGAAAAGGGAUAACAAUAAAAAUCAAGCCAUGUUAUUUUAUGCAAAUCGCUGCUUUUGUAAAGCAGAUAUAAUCGCGAUGGUCUGGGUGUUUGGGGAGGGGGAGGCAGUGGUAGUCACGGGAGUGUUUUGGCCAAGGAAAUAAGUUAGAGAAAGGAAAUCUUAAAAUCAAUCUCCUAGCUAAAGUCCAUACAGUUUUGCGCAAAUCCUGUUCACGAACUUUUUAAAAGUAAGUGGUGCUCACUCAAGCGGAAUGAUUUGUCGAUAGUCAUAAUCGCUUAUUAAAAGAGACCUGUACCAAUUA
This is a messenger RNA of Lytechinus variegatus (green sea urchin), 1761 nucleotides long. RefSeq lists its product as uncharacterized. The transcript is spliced from 2 exons. The coding region runs from base 395 to 1315 and encodes 306 amino acids. The record is from RefSeq and is a predicted model, not a curated record. Lineage: Eukaryota; Metazoa; Echinodermata; Echinoidea; Temnopleuroida; Toxopneustidae.